Molecule: messenger RNA, 1580 nt
Organism: Centruroides sculpturatus (bark scorpion)
Lineage: Eukaryota; Metazoa; Arthropoda; Arachnida; Scorpiones; Buthidae
Product: beta-1,3-galactosyltransferase 1-like
Exons: 1
Coding region: 355-1371 (338 amino acids)
Cellular component (GO): membrane
Molecular function (GO): hexosyltransferase activity
Source: RefSeq, a predicted model, not a curated record
UAAACAAUAUAAAAAUGAGUAAUUGUGGAUUUUUUUGAAGUACCAUAAUAAACAUUAUAAUUGGUGAGCCAUCACUUGAAAGCCGCAAUUAGUUAUCGUUAUUUCGAUCUAUCGGAGGAAUGUAACUGCGUUCGUUUAUCUGUACAAAUGAAAGGUUUCUCCGUCACGUGAUAAACCUGGAGAAAAAAUCAUACCGCUGUACUCGUUUGAAAUUUACCUGUCUAGUGAAGGUGAGGUUAUACGAUAACUCAGUCUCGUGAUAUAAAAAAAAUGAAGGAUAUUAUUUCCGUGAAUUAUUAUUAUUCAUAAGUUGGCCGAUUCGAUUCGUCGUCUCGCGGAUGUCUUCUGUAGAUAAUGCUGCCUGUAAUUAUAUGUCUUUUCCAUCGAAAAGUGAUCUGGAGUGCCUUUUUGUUACUAUUGAGCUUGGGUUUAUUUUUGACCGCCGUCAAAAUCAAGAAAAUGAGCGAUCGAGGAUAUUUUUUGAACACUUUAGGAGUCCUAGAAACGGAUCCCGUUCGAAUGUCCACAGUUUCCUCGCUAGUCGACGACCAAAACGUUUUCUUUGAUCUUCCUGUUUGCAGUUUUCGCCCCUAUUUAUUAAUUUUAGUCGCUUCGUCUCCCGAAAAUUUCGAUCGUCGUGCGGCCAUUCGUCGAACGUGGGGAAGAUCGUCUCUUCGCAUGCUGAGAAAUAAUCUUUCGACCGUUACCAUGUUCCUGGUGGGGCGGUCGACAGAUAGCAAAUUUCUUAAUAUUUUAGUAGAAAACGAAAAGAUAUCUUCGGGUGAUUUAGUGGUAGGAGAUUACGCGGAUACUUACAGAAAUCUCACUCUGAAAAUCAUUCACGGAGCUCGCUGGGCCCAUCGUUAUUGCCAGUCUUCGUAUCUGCUGAAAACCGACGACGACUGUUACGUCAACGUUGCCCUUCUGCUGAAAUUUCUAUCUCGGAGCAACAAGAUGCAUAAGGGUCUGUACGUGGGGCGCAAAAGGAGCCGAGCCAAAGUGGUGCGCGAUCCCAAAAGCAAAUGGUACGUAUCUAAAGAACAAUUUUCGCCGUCCGUUUAUCCCGAUUACGUUUCGGGAAUAGGAUAUAUCGUGUCUGCCGACGUUCUAUCCGUGUUCGUCGACGAGACCACCCAUUACGCGCCAUUUCCCAACGAGGACGCUUUCGUGGGUACAGUUCUGAGAAGAAGAGGAGUGAAGCCCAUUCAUAGUUCCAGAUUCAGUAUUUCUAGCGGACCGUGGAGAGUGUGCAAUUUUCUGUACAUCUUUGUGUUGCACAGAAUUCCGGCAGAAUAUCAAAGAAAAAUGCAAGCAUUGUCCGAUAUGGCAUUAGUGGAAUGCCCUUUCACACCAUGGGACGAAUGGGACUGAAGUUGAUUUAAUCAAACAAGAAUGAAGAUUUUCUUCUUAUGCGUAGUUAGUUGUGAAGUUUUUGAAAUUUUUUCUCAAAAAUAACGUCUGCAAAUAGCUUUUUCAACAGAAUUUAGUUUGAAAUAAGGUUAGGAGACAUCUUCCUCAGCGUAAGUUCUAUGCAUUCUAUUUUCAAACGAUCGAGAGAAGCGUAGAGAAACACUAUGCAA